This is a messenger RNA of Trifolium pratense (red clover), 2646 nucleotides long. RefSeq lists its product as uncharacterized. The transcript is spliced from 5 exons. The coding region runs from base 1073 to 2413 and encodes 446 amino acids. The record is from RefSeq and is a predicted model, not a curated record. Gene Ontology annotation, biological process: lipid catabolic process. NCBI's taxonomy places the organism in Eukaryota, Viridiplantae, Streptophyta, Magnoliopsida, Fabales, Fabaceae.
GGUUAAGCAUAAAUCAUGGAUCUAUAUGGUGCACAUUAUCUAGCUAGCACACUUCUCUUGACCUCUCUCUCCUUCACGCCUCACAUCACAUGGAUGCACCUUUACAAAAUCAGUGUGAUCUAGAAUAAUCAAUUAUUUACACUAAUAAUUCAUUUCAUACAAAAUCAUCUUCCCCCAAUCAUGAAAAACCCAAAACCAAAUUUGCCUUUUGACUUGCACUUGCACUUGCACCUGUGUGUGUUGUUAUACACAUAAUGUUUACGUUGAAAAAUCAAUUCUUUAUUCUUUAUUUCAAUUUCUAUAUCACAACAUAUUAUUAUAUACAAAUUAGUACAACUCAGCACAAACAAGGUGGUAAAUCCAAAACUGUCCCUAUCAUAAGAACCUCCUCCAAGGUUGUUUUCUGUUUUUCUUUUCCUCCAACCAAAGAUUCAUCUUUUCAUGUUUUGGUUUUCUGGGUAAUACUUUGACCAACAACACUUCAAUUUGGUACAAGUCUUUUUCCUUCUUCCUUGUUUGAUUGCUCUUAACUCCAAUUUCGUGAUUAAGCAAGCUCUUUGUGUUUUUGGGUUUCUCUGUUAUCAAUUUUGAUAUUCAUAAAGUUUUUGUAUUCUUCAGGUUGUAUAAUUUCUAUAGUACCUUCUUGAUUGAUGUACUUUGUUUGUUUUCAGUGGAAUUAAAUGAUAUAGAAGUUAAGAUUGUUGUGUAUUUCAUAGUUUCCUAGCAGAUCAACAGUGAUCACUAUUGAAUUCACAAUUUUGCAUAGUGUAAAUGUUGUAUUAAUUUGUACAUCAAAUAGAGUAGUACUAUUGUGAAAUUUUUGUUUGCACUUCAACUUGAACAUUUGAAGUUGAUAUCUAUAUCUGUAAAAGCAAAUCAUUACCUUCAGGAAUUUGGCAUUUGGCGAAAACCAAUAUUCAUAUAUUGGUUUUCAGAAAGUGCUUAGUAUAUUGCCGGGGUCCAGCGCAAGUGGUUGGUGUGCAGUGUGUCCGAGUGUUGUAAACCUGGUAUAUCAAGUUUGAUUCCUGCUCGUAGAAAAGAAAGCACUUAGUAUUCCUAGGUUGUAGGCACAAUGUCAUUUAUCUGUGGCUUGCCUCUUGUUGAGUGUGUGUAUUGUCUAGCUUGCACUCGUUGGGCAUGGAAAAGAUGUCUCCAUUCGGCAGGCCAUGACAGUGAAACUUGGGGCUUUUCUACAAUAGAAGAAUUUGAGCCAGUCCCACGUCUUUGUCGCUAUAUUUUAUCUGUGUAUGAAGAUGAUCUUCGCAACCCUCUUUGGGAACCUCCUGGUGGCUAUGGAAUCAACCCUGAUAUGUUAUUACUUAGAAAAACAUAUAAAGAUACACUUGGCCGGGCUCCGCCUUAUAUAUUGUAUCUUGAUCAUGAUCAUGCUGAUAUAGUUCUUGCUAUAAGGGGACUAAAUUUAGCAAAGGAGAGUGACUAUGCUGUUCUGCUUGAUAAUAAAUUGGGGAAGAGAAAGUUUGAUGGAGGUUAUGUUCACAAUGGGUUGUUAAAGGCGGCUGGUUGGGUUAUGGAUUCUGAGUGUGAAAUUUUGAGGGAAUUGGUAGAGAAAUAUCCAAAUUAUACUCUUACUUUUGCUGGACAUUCCCUUGGAUCGGGAGUAGCUGCAAUGUUGAGCAUGGUGGUUGUGCAGCAUCGAGAUAGACUUGGAAAUAUUGAAAGGAAGAGAGUCAGGUGCUAUGCUAUCGCGCCUGCUAGGUGUAUGUCACUUAAUUUGGCUGUCAGAUAUGCGGAUGUCAUAAACUCCGUUGUGCUUCAGGACGACUUCUUACCAAGAACAGCCACUCCGUUGGAAGAUAUAUUCAAGUCUCUUUUCUGUUUGCCAUGCUUAUUGUGCUUGAGGUGCAUGAGGGAUACAUGCAUACCAGAGGAGAGGAUGCUGAAAGAUCCAAGGAGACUUUAUGCACCUGGUCGCCUUUAUCACAUUGUUGAGAGAAAGCCUUUCAGAUGUGGAAGGUUUCCUCCAGUUGUGAGAACAGCAGUGCCCGUAGAUGGAAGGUUUGAGCAUAUAGUUCUUUCUUGCAAUGCUACAUCAGAUCAUGCCAUUAUUUGGAUAGAGAAAGAAGCCCAAAGGGCUUUGAAUUUGAUGCUUGAGAAAGAUAAUACCAUGGAAGUACCUGCAAAGCAAAUCAUGGAGCGUCAAGAAACAAUGACAAGACACAGCCAAGAAUACAGAGCAGCAUUACAAAGAGCAAAAACGUUAGACGUUCCACAUGCUUAUGCACCACCAUCAGAAUAUGGAACUUUUGAUGAGGAGGGAGAGGAGAGUUCAAGGUCAGAAGCCGAGUCUUCUGUUAGUUCAACUACAAGGAGUAAGGCGGCCGAAAGCUGGGAUGUAUUGAUCGAGCGCCUUUUUGAUAAGGAUGAGCAUGGUCACAUGGUGUUCAAGAGAUGAUGAUCAUGUAAUUUGUGUGUACUUAUGAAUUAUUUACUGUCAUGAAAACUAAAGUUCAUUCAUUCUUUUGUAAUUUUUGGUGUUCAGUUUAGCUAGCUAGAAGAGGGAAUAACAUGGAGAGCGAAGAUUUGUAAGUUUCUUACUUUAGAAAUUGUUGGGAAUCACUUCUCUUACAAUUUCUCUGUUCUGUUUAUAUUAGUUAUGUUGUAGUAUUAGUUAUGUUGGGAAUCAAA